AUGGCGCCAGCGGCCUCCACACUCCCGCAGAAACGCAAGUCCGACGCGGAUGGGACGCCAGAUGACAGUGUAGUGCAGAUUCUGCCGCUGGGCGCGGGGCAGGAGGUGGGGCGCUCCUGCAUCAUCGUGCGCUAUUGCGGCAAGACGGUGAUGCUGGACUGCGGAGUGCACCCCGGCUUCUUCGGGAUCGCCUCGCUGCCCUUCUUUGACGAGGUGGACCUGUCCGAGGUGGACGCCAUGCUGGUCACACACUUCCACCUGGACCACUGCGCUGCGGUGCCCUACGUCACCGGCCACACCAGCUUCCGGGGCCGCGUGCUCAUGACGCACCCCACCAAGGCCAUCGUGCACACGCUGCUCAAGGACUUUGUCAAAGUCAGCAAGGGAGGCUCAGGCGAGGGCCUGUACAGCGAGCGCGACCUGGACGCCGCCAUGGAGCGCACCGAGGUCAUCGACUUCCACCAGACUGUGGACCUGGAUGGCAUCCGCGUCACCGCGUACCGAGCGGGGCACGUGCUGGGCGCCGCCAUGUUCAUGGUGGAGGUUGGCGGCAUGCGGCUGCUGUACACGGGCGACUACUCGCGCAUCCCUGACCGCCACAUGCCCGCCGCCGACCUGCCCGCCCAGCGCCCGCACAUUGUGGUGGUGGAGAGCACGUAUGGCGUGUCGCGCCACCUGCCGCGCGAGGAGCGCGAGCAGCGCUUUGUGCAGCGCAUACACACCGCGGUGGCACGCGGAGGGCGCGUGCUGCUGCCGGUCGUGGCGCUGGGGCGGGCCCAGGAGCUGCUGCUCAUCCUGGAGGAGUACUGGGAGCGGCACCCGGAGCUGCAUGGGGUGCCCAUCUACCAGGCUAGCGGUCUGGCGCGUCGCGCCAUCAGCGUGUACAAGGCGUACAUCGAGAUGAUGAACGAGGACAUCAAGCGCGCCUUCACCGUGGCCAACCCCUUUGAGUUCAAGCACAUCUCCCACCUCAAGUCAGCGGCGCACUUUGAUGAUAGCGGCAUGUCCCGGGAGCUCUUUGAGGCAUGGUGCGAGGACGCUCGCAACUGUGUGGUGAUUGCCGACUUUGCGGUACAGGGCACGCUGGCUCGCGACAUUCUGGGCAACCCGUCAGAAGUGAUGACGCGCAAUGGAGUCAAGGUGCCUCUGCGCAUGCAAGUGGAUGCUAUCUCCUUCUCCGCUCAUGCCGACUUCCCUCAGACCAGCGAGUUCCUGGAUGCGCUGCAGCCGCCGCACGUGGUGCUGGUGCAUGGCGAGGCCACAGAGAUGGGGCGGCUGAAGAAGGCGCUGGAGCAGCACGCGGCGGCACUCAACAUCCCACGCGCCCUCUACAUGCCUAAGGUCACGCAGCCGGUGCUGAUUGAGCACCGCACGGAGCGCACGGCCAAGGCGGUGGGGCGGCUGGGAGAGAAGGCGCCAGCGCAGGGCGCGGCGGUGCGCGGCCUGCUGGUGCAGUCUCGCGGCGGCGCACGCACGCUCAUGCACCACGAUGACCUGCCCCGCUUCACCAAGCUGCACCCAGGGCGCGUGGUGCAGCGGCAGGCUAUGCCCCUGCACCGCCCCUUCUCAGAGGUGCGGCUGGCGCUAGAGAUGAUGUUUGAAGGCACGCAGGGUGCGGGAGACCUGGGGCGCGUGGAUGCUGCUGGAGGGUCACCGACCAAGGGCGGCCAGAUUCUGCGCAUCGGCGACGCAGUCACGCUGACCUACCAGCCAGUCGAGGCGGCCAGCGGCGCCAGCAGCGGCCACGCAAUCUUGGAGUGGUGCGGUGGCAGCGAUGCCGACAUGGUGGCGGAUGCUGUGGUAGCUGUGGUGCUGCAGGCGGCGGGCCAGCCGCCCGGCCUGCCCGCUAUCGAGGUGCAGCGGCACCAGGCGCUCAAGGCUGGGGACCUGGAGGCGGUGGCCGCCGCCGAGUUGGGCAUCAUCACAGCCCUGCUGAACGCGCAGUUUGGGCCGGCGCGGUUGGAUGCAGAUCAGGGCCUGGUGUUUGUGGAGGUGAAUGGGCAGCACGUGGUGAUCAACCCCAAGAGCGGCAAGGUGCAGUGCGCAGACGCAGAGCUGCGGGGGCGCGUGGAGCGGGCGCUGGAGCGCAUGCACAUGGCGCUGCAGCCCUGCGACGUCAGCGACAUCUAG
Chlorella variabilis is the source of this 2130-nucleotide messenger RNA. RefSeq lists its product as hypothetical. Gene Ontology annotation, cellular component: mRNA cleavage and polyadenylation specificity factor complex. Gene Ontology annotation, molecular function: 5'-3' exonuclease activity; RNA binding; RNA endonuclease activity. The record is from RefSeq and is a predicted model, not a curated record. The transcript is spliced from 8 exons. Bases 1 to 2130 code for a protein of 709 amino acids. Gene Ontology annotation, biological process: mRNA 3'-end processing by stem-loop binding and cleavage. NCBI's taxonomy places the organism in Eukaryota, Viridiplantae, Chlorophyta, Trebouxiophyceae, Chlorellales, Chlorellaceae.